AUGGAGCCAAACACCGACAUGCUCUCGCUGGACGAGUGGUACACGCAGCUAGCACCCUUAACAGAGAAGCAGCGUAUCUCUGUAAGUCGCGUGUCUGCGUGGGUUUCUGAGUCUUUGGGGAAAGAUAAUGAGCUUGACGAGGGCACAGGGAAGAAUACACAGCCUGUAGCGCAAGCUUCUUCUUCCAGCACGGCGGCUUGGAUCUCGGCCGUGGCAGCCGAGCUGUACGAUUUGCCCAAUGUUCAAUAUGUAAAACAGCUUCAGACACUGUGCGACAGCAUUAAUAGCCUCGAUUCCCUUGUCGAGCAAGUGGAAACGGCGCAAGGAUAUACCAACGAGCUGUGCACCGGGCUUCAGUUUGUAAAGGAGAACUCGCAGCAGUUGCUUGAACGCACAGGAGACCUGCUUAAAGAGCAGACGGAAUUGGAUAUGUUGUGCGCCGAAUUAAACCUGCGUCUCUCUUACUUUUCAGUGUUGCCUCGAGCAACGGCCAUGAUCGGUUCUGCGGCGCCAGGUAUUGUGGAAAAGAGCGAUUUCUUGGAUACGCUCAAACGACUCGAGCUUGCACUGCAAUUCAUGUCUACACAUGCACAGUAUGCAGAUGCGCAACUGUAUCAGAUGCGCAUCGUUCAUUGCUUGUCGCGUGCUACAUCGAUGAUUAAGCACCACUUUGCCAAUGUCGGCAGCGCGCGGCUGGCCAUAGCCAUGUCGCACCUUUCCGAGUUAAAACAAACACACGAUGCUGCACCGUCCAAGGAUACGUUGGGUUUGGAGCACAUGAGAAAUGCAGCGUAUCAGGAUUUUGCUUCGCUGCAAGCUACGUUCAAGCCAUUAUUCCAAGCGCUCGAGCAAAUGAAGGCGCUCGAUUCGAGCUCUGCUACACCGACGGCAGACGCUGACGAGUUUGCGCACACACUGCGCGAUUGUGCCAUGCUUUACUGUGGAUGGCGGUCUCGUCUUGUCAAGGAAGCAUUGUGCAUCUGCCUUGAGCGGAACAGUGCUUUUGAAGCGAAACAGACCGUCAAACUUGCGCACUCUUUUGCAUCUCUGGAAAUUGCCAUGUAUUCCACUUUUUUUGCGUUGUGCCCUGAUGAUGCAUUUGAAGAUGCGCCACUUUCACAGCUUUUCAUCGACAUGGGCGAGAUACUGCAAGAGUUUUUGACAACGCACCUAGAUACCACCUCCCCGGCUUCUUUGGCAGCCCUGUGCAAUGCACUUCAGUCCAUGGGAGCACUCCCAUGUGAACCGUCCCCUAUAGGAGGAGAGGCCACGACGGCGCCAGAAGACACGAUGCAGCGUUUGGCAUUUGCAUUGAUCCAGCCUACGCUACAAGAGCUGAGCUCGCGCCUUGUACACAGUGCACAAGCGUCUAUCAAAUCUGAAAUCGUGCUCUUCAAGCCCACAGAACAAGACCUGGCUUACCCUGCAUGUCUAGCCGAGAAGCAGGCAAUGCUCAUACGAGACCAGGCAGAGAUGGCUCGCGCAACAAGAGGGCGUGUGGGGCACCACGUCAAGCGCGAGUCUUCCGUCGGUGCGGGUGUUUUGGAAGCGAUCGUCGGCGAUGCGCGCGCGAACAGCAGCGCAAAAUUGUUUAUGCGGCCACCGCAGUCGGUAUACCAGUCGUGGUAUGCGCCCGUGCGAACAACAUUGGACCUUUUGGCGAUGUUGCACACGCAUAUCUCUGUGGAAUCAUUUGCAGACAUUAGCGCGAAGUGUAUCCAAGGCGCUCAGGAAAGUGUGCACGCAGGAGGAACAUUGCUAAAGGAGGGCAAAUUUGGAUCGGCUGAUGGCGGUGUACAAUCUAUGGAUGGAUUUCUCUUUGAGCUUCGACACCUGUUUGUAUUGCAAGAGCUGCUGUACUCUGUUCGUAUUGCGCUACAGACAAGCGAGAGCAGUUCAUUGAACAAUGUUCCUGCGAUGAAGCUGCAAGACACAAGUACCUUGUUUGGCGUCCGCAUGGUCGAUGUUGGCACAGUGCUUAGCACGAUCAAUAUGCUCUGGGGCGCGAAGAGUAUGCUUACAUACAAGACAGGGGAUGACACCUCGACUGUCGACAAAGAGAAUAGACACGGCGUUCUGGAUGCCACAUACACAAAGCUGAAUACGUCCAUCAUGGAAACGUCGGCACAGUUGUGCGAUAUUACGGCCGCUAGCUUUGCCCUUCCCCUCGAUAUUUAUCUCCAGUCCGCACCCGUCCCUUUUUCUCCUGAAAAGGCAAACGCGGCGUGGGAUACAUUUCUUCAGAGCAUGGCUGUGAACUCGGGUGAAACUGCAGAAAAGCUGGCAUUGUACAUUAGCGACCAAGACACUGCGAAGCUCUUGCUGGAAAACAUUGUGAAUGGGGUCGUGCAAGAGUAUACCAAGUUUGAGAAAAACGUGCAAGUCGGUCUACAAGGCCUCGACGCUGCACAGCGCGCUGGCGACACAGCGGCAAAGCUUGCGUCGCUAAACAGUGCUGCGAGCGUGCAAGACAUGCUUUGGAGCAAACUUCUGUUAAAAACGCCUAGUCCCAUUCUGUAG
Molecule: messenger RNA, 2520 nt
Organism: Malassezia vespertilionis
Lineage: Eukaryota; Fungi; Basidiomycota; Malasseziomycetes; Malasseziales; Malasseziaceae
Gene: COG3
Product: Golgi transport complex subunit 3
Exons: 1
Coding region: 1-2520 (839 amino acids)
Biological process (GO): intra-Golgi vesicle-mediated transport; Golgi organization; intracellular protein transport
Cellular component (GO): COG complex; cis-Golgi network; membrane
Source: RefSeq, a predicted model, not a curated record